ACCUAAUGUGCUGCUCACAGCUUGGCUCUAGCAGGGUUGCUUGUUUUCGUUACUUGCCUUGUAAGCAAGAAGGUUUCUCUCUCUCUUGCAGAGCUUGGGUGUAGGGGUAGGAAACUUCUUUGAAUAGAGGUGAAUCCAAGUGUCUCCCUCAAACCUUGGCACUGCAGUUGCAACAUCUACCAUCACUGCUUGGAAAAAAACAUCUGGUGCAAUCAAGGCACUGCACAGAAGAGCAUGGAGAAAUUCAGAAGUAUUUUUCUUUUGUGCCUUGGCUUCCUCCUAGUCCAUGUGAGAGGUCAAGAUGAUUUUGAUUUAGCUGAUGCCCUUGAUCACCCUGAUGACAUCAUCACCAGGAAACCCACAGUGAUCAGAAGACCGACAAGACCUGUGUACAACAACGAUCUGCAUUUAGGAGAUGCUCUUGGUGGGGGUGACAUCUCAAGAAAACCUUUAUACCCACCUCUUCCACCACGCCCAGGAAGCUAUGGCAAUUCUGGAGGUUUUGAUGACUCAGAUCUGAUUGGCGGAAAGCCUUUACCACCAGGAGAUCAGGAGCAUCAUUUCAAUCAUGGAGCGAACACAGAUUCAGGUUUAAUUGCUGGAGUUACAUCUCCUGUAAUUUCUGCUUUUGUGAUACUGAUUGUUGGAUCCAUAGCAGCCUACACUGCUUACAAGAACAAGAAACUCUGUUUCAAACCACGUGGUGGGGCUGCAGUGUAAAGCACUGCAAGAAGAGUUGCUGUCUGAUCACAGGCUCCUUUGGUUGGUGACAUUCUACACUGCCAUUCUGACAGAAGAAAAUCUUCCCCUAACGAAUGUUUUCUUGAGACAUUGCAGUCCUGCUCUCUGUAACCUGAUGUCACUUUUGCACCUCAAGCUUUAUGUCAUCAAAAAUAUGCUUAAGACAUCCAGGGAUUGUAUUGCACUCUCUGACCUGCAUUCAUAAAGGCUGGAUACAGAUUUUGACUCAGAAGUUAUCAUAAACAACAAAGAAAUCAAGUUUGAUAUAAGCUAAAAAUCAAAGGAUUCAGGUUUGUGAGGAUUUGAGUCACCGAAUAAUUUUUUUUUCUGUUUUCAAAAUUAGCCAAAAAAACCCUCAGUCCUUCUGAUAGAAUAGGAAUAAGGAGUUUGCCAUUUCCUUUCACACCUGUUGGGUUUCUCCAGUAUAUUUCUGUAAUGUUUACUAUGUUUAAAGAAAAUUUGUAGUUGUCUAAAGGAUUAAAAAUUUGAAUGCCUUUA
This is a messenger RNA of Zonotrichia leucophrys gambelii, 1239 nucleotides long. It is a transcript of the gene XG, whose product is annotated as Xg glycoprotein (Xg blood group). NCBI's taxonomy places the organism in Eukaryota, Metazoa, Chordata, Aves, Passeriformes, Passerellidae. The record is from RefSeq and is a predicted model, not a curated record. Gene Ontology annotation, cellular component: plasma membrane. Bases 235 to 720 code for a protein of 161 amino acids. Gene Ontology annotation, biological process: positive regulation of neutrophil extravasation; T cell extravasation; homotypic cell-cell adhesion. The transcript has 9 exons.